Taeniopygia guttata (zebra finch) is the source of this 3423-nucleotide messenger RNA. The record is from RefSeq and is a predicted model, not a curated record. NCBI's taxonomy places the organism in Eukaryota, Metazoa, Chordata, Aves, Passeriformes, Estrildidae.
GGGCUGCUACAGCAGGUGUCGGCUUGGGCUGUGCGCGGCUGCCUGCCUGCCUGCCGGCUUUCAGGCACGGCUGGGCAUUCAGAUUGCAAAAGGAGGAUCGGGAGAAGAAACUUCUAAAGAUCGCAUGCAGAAUUAGCAGAGCUGUGCCGGAGACGCCUUGCUUCUUUAAAGCUCCUCGCUUGCAAGUUCUGGAGUUACUUCUUUUUCCCCUGUGAGGCUGAUGUCUCUUGCAUCACCCAAGAUACAUGUAACUGAAUUGAGCUGCCAAGGUUGUGUUUUGGUUUCUUUGCACCCUUGCUAAUUGGAUUUUUCCCAUGUUCUUCAGGAGGAUUAUAGAAGAAUUACAGAAGCUGUGUUUUUGGGGGUGUGGAAAGAAGUUGUUUCUCUUGUCUUGAGUCCGGGACCUCCUUGAUUUGCCAUUUAUUCUCUGACGUUACUGCCUGUAUGGAAAAGGGAGAAGCAGCUUAACAUGAACUUGGACAACCAUGGAUUCCUUCCCUUUGCAAAUGUUCUAUGUGGGUGCUUUUAAAGGAGGUUUUUGCAUGCAUAAGCAGCAAAUGAAGAAUAGCAUCCCAGGCUGGAUUUAAAAGAAACAAACUCCUCGAGUCCUGGAAAAAGGAUAAAUACUGUUUAAACUAUAGUUUAAGGAAGACUGGGUGUUGUUCUAGUUCUACAUGUUUUGAAAGGAAGCAUCUGAUCAAGUAAAAUAUUCUGCCAGUCUAAACCUGCAUUUUUCUACAGCUGAAACUGGAAGAUGUCUUGGAAAAGAAACUACUUUUCUGUGGGUCGGGGCAAUGUACAGGGCAUGUUUACUCCACGAAAUACCACCUCGAUAGCACCCAGUAAAGGUCUCAGCAAUGAACCAGGGCAGAACAGUUGCUUCCUGAAUAGUGCGCUGCAGGUUCUGUGGCACCUGGACAUUUUUCGCCGCAGUUUCCGGCAGAUCACAACACACAAAUGUAUGGGUGAUUCUUGCAUCUUCUGUGCUCUUAAGAGUAUAUUCAAUCAGUUUCAAUGUAGCAGUGAGAAGGUACUGCCUUCUGAUGCCCUGCGCACUGCUCUUGCAAAGACAUUUCAAGAUGAGCAACGCUUCCAGCUGGGCAUCAUGGAUGAUGCUGCUGAAUGUUUUGAAAACCUGUUAAUGCGAAUUCACUUCCACAUUGCAGAUGAGACAAAGGAAGAUAUUUGCACUGCACCACAUUGCGUUUCCCACCAGAAGUUUGCAAUGACUUUAUUUGAACAGUGUGUUUGUACCAGUUGUGGUGCCACCUCUGACCCGUUACCUUUCAUCCAGAUGGUACAUUAUAUUUCCACAACCUCACUCUGCAAUCAAGCUAUUUGUAUGCUGGAGAGGCGGGAGAAACCAACUCCAGAUAUGUUUGGAGAGCUCCUGCAGAAUGCCAGCACCAUGGGGGACCUGCGAAACUGUCCAAGUAACUGCGGGGAAAAGAUCCGUAUUCGUCGUGUGCUGAUGAACUCACCACAGAUCAUCACCAUUGGCUUGGUUUGGGACUCAGACCACUCUGAUCUGGCUGAGGAUGUGAUUCAUAGUCUGGGAACUUGCCUUAAACUGGGAGAUCUCUUCUUCAGAGUAACUGAUGACAGAGCAAAACACUCAGAGCUUUAUUUGGUGGGAAUGAUCUGUUACUAUGGAAAACACUAUUCAACCUUCUUCUUCCAAACUAAAAUCCGCAAGUGGAUGUACUUUGAUGAUGCUCACGUCAAAGAGAUUGGUCCAAAAUGGAAAGAUGUUGUGACAAAGUGCAUUAAGGGUCACUAUCAACCUUUGCUGCUGCUCUAUGCAGAUCCAAGAGGAACUCCAGUGUCUACUCAAGACUUGCCCCCUCAGGUGGAUUUACAGCAAUAUAGCAGGACUUGCUAUGACAGUGAAGACUCGGGGAGAGAACCUUCCAUCUCUAGUGAUACCCGGACAGACUCCUCUACAGACAGCUAUGCUUAUAAACAGGCACACCAUGAGUCUGUGGUCAGUCACUUCUCCUCUGACUCCCAGGGGACAGUCAUCUACAAUGUGGAGAAUGAUGCCGCUUCACAAAGCAGCAGGGACACAGGCCACCUGACUGACAGUGAGUGCAAUCAGAGGCAUGUUUCAAAGAAGGGCUCGCUGGCAGACCGCAAGAGGAGUUCUAGCCGGUCUAGGCGGAAAGGAGAUGAGGCUCAGUCAUCAGGAUACCACAGUGAAGGGGAAACCUUGAAGGAGAAACAAGCCCCCAGAACUGCCCCCAAACCAUCCAGCAGCACCAGCAGGCUGAGGGAAUUUAAAGAGACAGUGAGCAAUAUGAUCCACAGUAGACCACAGCAGAUUUCCCAGCCCAUCCAGAAUUCCCCUUGUGGAGGGAAUAGUGUGGAUCAGGCAGAAACACGACCCUCAAAAAUCCUAUCUGCACAUGCCCGAGACUGGGAAGUGGAGAGUACCAGUAGUGAGUCUAAAUCCAGUUCAUCUAGUAGGUACCGGCCAACGUGGAGACCCAAAAGAGAGUCUCUGAAUAUAGACAGCAUCUUCAAUAAAGACAAGAGGAAACAUUGUGGCUACACUCAGCUUAGCCCUUUCUCUGAAGAAGCAGGUAAAGAACUUGCUGAGAAUGAGGUGAAGGAACACGCUGUUCACACAACAAGGUCAAGCCAGUCAAAUGUCAGAUACAAGCGUGGUGUGCUGGGCCGGGGCACCCAGCACCAUGUGGUGGAUCAACAUCCUCAUCUAAUACAGAGGAUGGAGUCUGGCUAUGAAAGCAGUGAGCGCAACAGCAACAGCCCAGUUAGUCUGGACAUGCCCUUGUCUGAAAGCUCAAGUACCCACAGGGAUGUUCAUAUGAAGAGAGCAGGUGGAUUUGUUCCUGCUUGGCGUAACAUUCCAAAGUCUCACAGUAGCAGCAUCUUGGAAGUGGAGUCAGCUUCAUCAAUUGGGAGCUGGACAAACAGUCCACACACCAUGGGAAAUGGUGGAGAAAUCUUUGCUCCUCUAAAGAGUGAGCUGGAUGAAUUGCAGGAAGAAGUGACAAGGAGAGCACAUGAGCAAGAACUACGCAGAAAAAGAGAAAAGGAAAUGGAGGCCGCAAUGGGCUUUAAUCCCCGUCCCAGCAGGUUCAUGGAUCUAGAUGAACUGCAGAAUCAGGGGAGGAGUGAUGGCUUUGAGAAGUCGAUGCAGGAGGCAGACUCAAUCUUUGAAGAGUCGCUGAAUCAGGAGCAGAAGGGGGAUUGUGCUGCAGCUUUGGCUCUCUGUAACGAAGCUAUAUUGAACAGACUGGCCCGCUCCAAGUACUGCUGAGCCAGGAGGUACCACUGGAACCCAACAAAGAAGUGGAAUUUGGGUCCAGUUCUUUCUUCCACCCACCUGCUUCCUGCCAUGAAUUGCACUCAUCAUUAUAUCCAGAGUCUUCCUCCUUGCCCCCUUCUGAAAGCAAUUCA